Entamoeba nuttalli P19 is the source of this 1215-nucleotide messenger RNA. Its product is annotated as alpha/beta hydrolase fold protein, putative. The transcript has a single exon. Bases 1 to 1215 code for a protein of 404 amino acids. Gene Ontology annotation, biological process: medium-chain fatty acid catabolic process; medium-chain fatty acid biosynthetic process. Gene Ontology annotation, molecular function: acetylesterase activity; monoacylglycerol lipase activity. The record is from RefSeq and is a predicted model, not a curated record. Lineage: Eukaryota; Evosea; Mastigamoebida; Endamoebidae.
AUGUCACUAAUUACUCUCCAUCUUAUUGCAUUUCUUGUGUUCCUUUGUUUAUACAUUUCAUUCCCACUUACUAUAACUGAAACUCCAAGAAACCUUGCAAGUGGUUUUGAUUCUCCAAUUCACAAAGAAACAGAAGAAGCGUUAAAACCAUAUUUAAAACCAUACACCCUUCCAUUUUGGAUUUCAGGAGGAAUUCUUCAAACUAUUAUAGGAGGUGCGGUUCGUUUUAAAUGCCCAAUUAUUGAAUUUGACAGAACAAUGGUUAAUGCUCCUGAUGGAGGUGAAUUUGCUAUGGAUUGGGGACAGAACCAAGAACAAUUACCUGAAGACGCACCUAUACUACUUAUCUUCCAUGGGCUUGCUGGUGGUUGCAGAGAGCCAUAUAUUCAACGAAAUUCAUUUUAUGCAAUGAAAGAAGGUUAUCGAUGUUGUGUAUUAACUAAUAGAGGGUGUGCAGGAACAACAUUAAAAAUACCUAAAGCAUAUCACUCAUGCUUAUUUGAUGAUCCUAUGCAAGCAAUUAAUAUUAUUCAUCAAAAAUAUCCAACAGCACCAAUAGACUUAAUGGGAUAUUCAUUAGGAGCAAAUACAAUAUUAGGAUUGGUUAGUAGACAUUCUAAAUUUUGUAAAGAAAGAAAUAUUGUGUGUUGUGUUGCUAUUUCACCAUCACCAUACCUUAUAUCUAUGAUGUUAUCAUUAUGCCCUGCAUUAGAUGAAACGUUUUCUUCAUUUGAAUUAAAAUUAGUUAAAAAGAACCAAAACGCUUUCUUAGAAGAAAUUAAGAAAGGAAAAAUGGUUGGUGAUGUUCCAAAGAUUUAUAUGUCAAAAUCAAUGAAACAAUUUGAUGAUGGUUUUACUUCAAAGGCUUUUAACUAUGGUUGUCCUGCAAAUUAUUAUUAUGAUGUAGAACAAAUGCACCACUUUCUACCUAAAUGUUAUAUUCCAUGUAUAUCUCUUAAUUCAGCAGAUGACCCUGUUGCUAUUAUGACACGUGCCUUAUUUGAACGAUCAAGAACUAUUGCAUCUGUUUCACCAUUUUAUACUCCAUUAGCAACAAAGACUGGUGGACAUCUGUCUUGGACAUUUAAAGAGGGAGAAAAAGGAUAUUACGAUGAUUUAUCAUUAGGUUUUAUGAAAAAGAUGAAUGAAUUAUUUAAAUCAGGUAAGUUGAAUGAAAUCCAACAAGAAUUUCUUCAAUUAAAUGAAUUAAAUUAA